Dictyostelium purpureum is the source of this 1197-nucleotide messenger RNA. RefSeq lists its product as uncharacterized. Gene Ontology annotation, biological process: protein deubiquitination. The transcript has 3 exons. Gene Ontology annotation, molecular function: cysteine-type deubiquitinase activity. The coding region runs from base 1 to 1197 and encodes 398 amino acids. NCBI's taxonomy places the organism in Eukaryota, Evosea, Eumycetozoa, Dictyosteliales, Dictyosteliaceae. The record is from RefSeq and is a predicted model, not a curated record.
AUGGAUAAUUUUUUAUAUAUGUAUUUUUAUUUAAUUCUUGUUGCUACCAUCAGUUUGUGUUUAUCAUUUGGUAUUGGUUUAUUUAUAUUCAAAAAAAAAAUCGUCAAAGAAGGGGUUUGUGAAAAUGUCGACUGCCAGGUCAGUAAGGACGAAAUCUGGGGAAACCAGGUACCCCAACAACAAGAACAACCCCAACAACACCAACCCCAACAACAUCAACAACACCAACCCCAACAGUAUCAACAACACCAACAAUACCAACAUCAUCAACAACACCAACAAAGCCAGCAACCCCAACAACACCAACAACCAAAACUCAAUUCUUCAACUCCUAAUUAUAAAUCACUACUUAGAAGUAUUCGUGAUUAUGUAGUAGAAGAUGAAGAACAACGACCACAACCAACAACUCAACCACAACCAAAACCAAAGCACACAGCUUCAACCCCUGGUUAUAAAUUACUACUUAAAAAAAUUAAUGAUUAUGUAGUAGAAGAUGAACAACAACCACAACAACAACAACAGAAGAGACAACCACCACAUCAACUACAAACAAAUACUUCUCAAAAGAUUAAAGAUCUAUUAAAAGCUUUGGUCAAUUCUUUUGGUAAGCUAAGCCUUCAAUCACCUCAAUUGAGUGAAGUUGAAAAGGCCCAUAAACGUUUAAAUAAACGUUUGGAACUUUAUCAGUUGAUGGAAAGAAGGGAAAUUCCAGGUGAUGGUAAUUGCCAAAUGCAUGCGCUAUCAGACCAACUCUAUGGUAACCUCAACCACAGCAGAGCAAUAAGAAAUAUUAUUGUAACCUGGCUCAGAAAAAAUAGAGGUUUUUCCCUUUCUAAUGGAGCCACUCUCUCUGAAUUUGUCACAACAACUAGUUGGGACGAAUAUUGUAAUAAUAUGUCCAAAAAUGGUACAUGGGGUGACCACCUUACAUUAGUCGCUGCUGCAGAAAUUUUCAGAAUCAAUAUUUCAAUAAUUUCUUCAGUCGAAACCCAAAGUAAUUUUGUAACAGAAAUUACUCCAAGUAAGAAAAGCGACCAUGUUACAAAUAUUUCAAUUGUUGGAAAUAAUUAUUUAAAAGCCUUCAAAUACAAUGGCUUUAAUGUAAUAGUAGUAGCACUCAGUUUUAGAAACAAAUUAAAUAAAAAUACAUCUGAACGUUCUCUUCUAUGUCUUUCAAACUCGGGUAAAUCAGCUUAA